UCAUUUCAAAUCGGAAUAAUUUGUUAUUUACUCUGUUCUUUUUCAUCUGUAGAUUAAACAUUGAUUUUCUUCUAAAAAACAACCAUCUCGUUCAGGGAGGUGACGACCGCUAAAACAAGUUGGGAUAUCAUUAACAUCAUCUUCGCCGCAAAAUCAAGAAAUAUUACAAAGUAACUAAACAACAUGGACAAGAAACGGCCAACGAAUGAGGAGAUCAAAGCUCUGCCAAACGCUAGUUCAGAUUCUGUACAAGCGGCGGAAGCAAAUAGUAUCGGUGGAGAUCAAGAGGAAAGCAGGGGAAGGCGGUGGUGGCGGUGGUACAAUAAGUGUAAAUACAGAAACUAUAGCCUACAUGUUAACCUAUGGUCUCAGUGCUGCUGCAAGCACAAGAGUUUCUAAUGAAUUAGGAGCAGGCAAUCCGAACAGAGCUAAAGGAGCCAUGGCUGUGACUCUCAAGCUCUCUCUCUCUCUUGCCCUCAUAGUUGUUUUGGCUCUAGCAUUUGGUCACAAUGUUUGGGCUGCUUUGUUUAGUGACAGCCAUGCAAUAAUAAAGGAAUUUGCUUCAAUGGCAUCAUUUCUUGCAGUUUCUAUCAAAUUUGAUUCCAUUCAAGGCGUCUUAUCAGGAGUGGCGAGAGGAUGUGGUUGGCAGCACUUAGCUGCGUAUGGUAACCUGGCAACAUUUUAUUUCAUUGGCAUGCCUAUCUCUUGUGUUCUUGGUUUUAAGUUGAAGCUUUAUGUCAAAGGGUUUAUGGAUUGGCUUAAUCUGUGGUCUCUUUUGCCAAACUGCUACUCUAUCGUUGAUCACAAUCAGAGCAAAAUGGACUCAAAGAAUUUCUAUAAGAGAUGAAGAAAACCCUAUUGUAAUUUAAUAAAAAUUUCCAUUUAGUGCUAUUAAGUGAGAGUAUUCCCUCUCGAAGUAGGUAGGUUCUGAUACCAUAUUAUAAAAUAGAGCGGUUCUAGCUCCAAUUUUAAAAGCUAGAUCAAUAGGAAAUUGUCGAAGUCUUAUAUUUAAAAUAAUGAUUUUAUCUCAAAUCAAUAUGGAAUGACAGUUUGUGAUUUCUAUUGCGUGCGCCCACUCGAGAGAGAGAGUAAGAGCCACAGAAACUAGUAUUCAUUAAUAAAAUUGAGAGAUAAAAGUAAUUAGACUCAUUUACGUCUAAAUUAUAAAUGUUUAGAAUCUAUGUUAUGCAAGAAGACAUUGUUUUUGCUAAUUUGAACUCCAGAGAAACCUUUCAUUUUAAUCUCUUAUCACAUUUUGUUUUGCAAAGCAACCUUCCCUAUCAAAUGAGACACAUUAAUUUUUGAAACUCAAAUCGAAAUUAUUUUCAAUUAUAAUUCUAUUUAUAAUUUGAUGUUGACAUUUCAUCACAAUUUUGUUUUAUUUCACUGGGA
This is a messenger RNA of Jatropha curcas, 1392 nucleotides long. RefSeq names its product protein DETOXIFICATION 19. Gene Ontology annotation, molecular function: antiporter activity; xenobiotic transmembrane transporter activity. NCBI's taxonomy places the organism in Eukaryota, Viridiplantae, Streptophyta, Magnoliopsida, Malpighiales, Euphorbiaceae. Gene Ontology annotation, cellular component: membrane. Gene Ontology annotation, biological process: transmembrane transport. The record is from RefSeq and is a predicted model, not a curated record.